Dovyalis caffra is the source of this 543-nucleotide messenger RNA. Lineage: Eukaryota; Viridiplantae; Streptophyta; Magnoliopsida; Malpighiales; Salicaceae. The record is from the annotation of a GenBank genome assembly.
AUGGCUGAAGCUAUAGCAGGCUUUACCAUUGCAAAGCCACAUAUUCUUAACUCUCUGCAGAAAACAAAAUUGGACCUCAAACCAUGUUCGAGAUGGCUUUGGCAAUGUUCCAGCACUAGGCUUUUUAGUGGGUGGCAGCAGCCAAAAGGCAGCAACAGGAAAAGAGCUUCCUUAAGUAAAGUGAAUGCUUUCCCAGAUUGGCCUCUGAUGGCAGUUAUGGUGGAGCAUAUAGAAGGUCAAAGAGACCUUAUAACCUACAAAUCUAUAUGGCAUCUCAGUGAUCAAGCCAUAAAGAACGUCUAUGUUUUUUACAUUAUGUUCACUUGCUGGGGAUGUUUAUUCUUUGGUGCAAUGAAAGACCCAUACUAUGAUUCAGAGGCAUAUAGAAAAGAUGGAGGAGAUGGUAGUGGACAUUGGGUAUAUGACAAGCAAGAGGAUAUUGAAGAAUCUGCGAGAGCAGAGCUAUGGCGCGAGGAGUUGAUUGAGGAGAUUGAGCAGAAGGUUGGGGGUCUGCGAGAAUUGGAAGAAGCUGGUCGAAAAUAG